This is a messenger RNA of Wallemia ichthyophaga EXF-994, 738 nucleotides long. RefSeq names its product Haloacid dehalogenase-like hydrolase domain-containing protein 3. The coding region runs from base 1 to 738 and encodes 245 amino acids. NCBI's taxonomy places the organism in Eukaryota, Fungi, Basidiomycota, Wallemiomycetes, Wallemiales, Wallemiaceae. The transcript has 5 exons. The record is from RefSeq and is a predicted model, not a curated record.
AUGAAGGCGGCUACGACGACUAGGAUGGUUCUGUUUGAUGCCUUUGACACGAUUCUCAGGCCCAGGCAGCCCAUACCUAAUCAAUACGCCCAUGUUUUCCACAAACACGGAAUCAAUAUCAAUCCAGACGUCAUCAAGUCUUCCUUUAAAGUUGCGUUUGUACAAUUGAACGAGAAGGCUAGUAACUACGGCAAGAGUAUUGCCUGGACACCCAAUCAAUGGUGGUCUACUCUUAUCAGAAUGGUGAUAGAGGAUAACGUCAGCGUAGCAGACAUUAAUAAUACUUCUCUGCAAGUUAUUCAGAAUGAGCUACUUACUCGAUUCGCAAGCUCGGAAGGUUAUGAGCCAUUUGAAGGAUCCUAUGAAACACUAUCAUCCAUAAAAAAGUCUGGGUUAAAAUGCGGUUUGGUAUCCAAUUCCGAUGAGAGAAUAGUAUCUGUACUUGAAUCUCUUCACCUACGUCACUUUUUCGACAAAAUUAGCCUGUCGUAUAACGUCGGCUGCGAGAAACCGGAUAUUAACAUAUUCAAACACGCUCUUCACUCAAACAUACGUCCGGAGGAGGUUCUUUUCGUGGGUGAUGAAUACAAAGCCGACUACCUGGGAGCGAUGCACGCUGGAAUGCAUCCUUUACUUUUCUAUAGAGCAGAGUAUCAUAAACCGCUUCAACAAGACGUGCUAUCAAACAUAAAUUACGUGCAAAAUAUUCCAGAUGUACUUUCAUAUAUUAAAACCUGA